AUGGGCCAUCCAGCGACGAUUGCCAAAGUAUUUCGAGAGACGUCAAGUCUUGCAGUGCAGACGUCCUUCGCUUCGCUGUCGUAUGACCGGCGUUGGGGCCAGCUUCCGGCAGAUCGUCGAAGCGAGGUGCUGGCGGACGUUACCAGGAUUUGCAGAUGCAAGUCCGUGAAGGAGGUCUUGGCCGAGCUGAUGCCUGCGGCGCCAAGCGAGGAGGACCUCGCCGAGCUCCUGCUGUGGGCCAACAAGAACAGCCACAAUGUGAAGGCGAUUCUCCAGGUGCCAGAGUUCCCCAUGAAAGAACAUCCGCUGACAGACAAGUGGCGGAGCGCUGUCACACGUCGGCAGCGGCUUUGCGCAGAGGUGGACGAGGCACUGGCCAGCGGCCGCCCAAAAGCCGAGUGCUUGGAACUGCUUCUGGAUCUGGCUCGACACCCACAACAUCCGGAAGAGCAGCCUGCCAGCAAGCAUCGCUUUGCCUCUCGCGAGGAGGCCUCGGCUGCUGCUGCCUUGGCGCGACGGGAAGCCGAGGCCCGAAAAAGCGCCAAGGAAUCCGGGAAGGGCAACGGGAAGGGGGUCGGGAAGGGCCUCCGUGCUGACCUGCCGACCAUCAGCAACAAGCCGGUGCUCGACAUCUCUCCGGCCAAAGCGCAGGGCCUUACCGACCAGCCCUUCAAGCUGCAGCUGUGCGUGUCUGGAUCCUUGGUAGAUGCUGAGGGCAACGUGGAUAUGGACGUCUCCGUGCGAUACUUCGAGGGUGACGAGCUCACGUUGGUUGGUGACCUCAGAGCUGCCAUCGCCCAGAAGACAGGCGCGUAUUCCGAGCAGCUGCGGCUUAUCCUUCGUGGAGCGAAGCAUCGCGACAUAACAAAACGUGGGGUUACCGACUUCUCCCUCCAUGACGACGAGCCCCUUAUGGAUUGGCACCUCAAUGACUCGGAGCCAGUUGUGGUGGAGGUGAAGAAGAAGCAACGAGCUGGCAAGAAACUGCCCGGCAACGGCUGGUUCAACAAGAGAGGCCGAACCUGCACGAUGAACAUUGCCGGCGCCAUUGUGAAGCAGAUGGUCUUCUCCAAAGCGGACCAGUACUGUGUGAAGGUGGAAGAGCCAAGGAUCUUCGAGACGAUCAUGAAGCUGUGUGAGCAUUUCCGAGCAGAUGCUGCCGUCCUGGCGGCCGCUGACGCAGAGCAGCUGCCGGAGUCCGCGAAAGCCCAGGGCUUCGCCGUGGAGGCUGAUGCUGACCUCGGCGUAACCACGCUCGUCUCUGCGCAGCGCCGGCUGACACUGCUUGAAGAACGCGACGACCCGGACUUUAGCACGGACAUGCUCCAGGGCGAGCAGGACCCAGAGCAGGACCAGUUGCCGCAGCUGCCAGCAGUUGUGCACGUGCCGACGGAGGCCGUGGGAAGCAAGCUGGUCUUUGUCCUUGGUGGCGACGUUCUGCGAGAGACAGCCUCCCUCACGAAGGAGACAGGUUGGACGUUCAUGAAAGAUGGCCACGUGGACAAACGGCUUGGCAGGUACUUCGGGGAGGCCAGGGAGACAGAGAAAGAGGAGGCCCCUGCAGAGGCUCAGCAGAACCAGGAGGAAGCAGAGGAGGUGAAGUGCUUGCGGCUGGUGGAUAGGCGAACCUUCCUGUCCUUCGAGGUUGUGGAGCCCGAGCCCAGGGCGCAACGACGGUCGCUCAGCGAGCCUCCACUCCGAAAUGCUUGUGAGAACGGCCUAGAUGAAGUGAAGGAGGAAGUGGCUGAGGUGCCGGAUUACACUUACAUGCAGGCUGGGAAGAUGUGGCACCCGGCGGACAACCCUUUUGAGCCGCCGCCCUGCACCUGGGAGCCACACGUCCACAACAAGCCUGUCGUGUUCCAGCUGCAGAGAGCGAUGCAUUUCCUAGACGGGCCGGUUCAAUGGGACAUCGUCGACAGUCUCCUGGAUGCCUUCGAAAGUGCAGUAGACUUGACCGAGAUGUAUUUAAAGCCGAUGAUGAGUGGCUACGACGGUGAAGCAAAUGUCGCCACCAGCGCCAAAGAGCGCAUCGUGGAUCUCCAACGGCGGCAGGCUGAUCUGCAGGCCCAGUUGGUCAUCAUGGGGCCUUGCCAGGCAGGCAAAACCUCUUUGACAUACGCGUUGGUGGGAUUCGCAGCGCUUCCCCCGGCCCUGCCUUCCAUGGUCACCACGCGCUGGGUUCACACUCCUGGCCUUGCCGUGCCCCGCAUGACCAUGCCGGAGGAGCUGGCGAAGCUCCUUGGGGCCUGGGCGGCGAAGCUCGUGGCGUCGCCGGAGUCUUCGGAGCUCGAGGGCCCCUCCCCAUUGGCAGCCAAAGGUGAGGCCGUGGAGGGCAUCGACGCCGUGGCCGGUGCCCUGGAAGCCGUGCACCGGACGAUCCACAGAUGUCGAACCCUAGGAAUAGUCUCUGCAGAAGAGUUGGCAGCCCUUUGCCGACCUUCCCUGUAUCUCCAAGUGGAGGUUGCCUUCUCGCCUCUCGCUGACUUGGAGGGCGAGCUCACGGACACCGGGCUCCUAUCCCUCGUGGACCUCCCGAGCCCAGACACCGAGACGCUUUGGGAGACGCAGGAUGCCCAGGCACUCUGCCGCGCAGCCUUGCGCGAGGCAGAUGGUGCACUGGUUGUCAUCGAUGCCUCAAAGUAUGAAGUCCCGCAGUGGAUGGGCGGCUUGCUGCGAGAGGCGUUUGCCCAGGAAACAGGCGGCCUGCGUCGCGACGAUGCUUGGAUCGUUGCCAACCGCAUCGAUCAGCUCCCAGAAUUCUUCUGCAAGGACGGGCCAAAGGAUGUCUGCAAGAAGGUCUCGCAACGACAGUACCGCAACCACAAGGACGUGAUCGUUUCGGAGGAUCACGUUAUCCCGAUCUCCGCGCGGCUGUCGCUGCUAGCUAUGUAUGGCAGAGAGAAGGUUCGCGAGCCCUUGUCUGCACAGCUCGUAUCACGCUUCGAUCGGCAACCAUGGUUUGCCCAGCUUUGCUCGCUGAUCUUCGGCAUCCAGUGGAUGAGCAAAGUCCAAGACUUGGAGCAAACUAAAUGGCGAAACUCCAUGCGAGAGCUGCACCUCAUGGGACAGGUGACUGGGCCUUUGGCAACCAGCGUUCUGAAGACGGCCUAUGUGAAGAUGCUUCCCCAUUCUGUCGAACGUGUCAUGCUGGAGCUUUCGCUCCUCGUCUCGUCUUUUUGCUCUGCCCUUCACAACUUGGAUGGCACGUCUGCCACGAUCAAUGUCGAGACUUUGAACGACGUCUUCCAGGCCUUCUUCCAGGAUGUGCAGCAGCGUGUCAAACAAUGCUUCCAGGAGAACGCCCCUGGCAUUGCGGAAACGACGCGGCUUGCCAACCAGAAGUGUCCGAACGGAGAUGUUAUCUUUGAUGGGCCGGACUCCACCGAGCUGCACCAAAAGUACUUCGAGCUCCUUGCACGCGAGGCUCUCCAAACCUUCCAUCCCUUCUACGGCGAGGCGCUCAAGAAGUGCAUGGAACAGGUGGUGAUCGCGCACAACAAGUAUUUGCGGUCCCUGGACUACUACCUGGCGAAGGACCCACCCAGCGAUGCUGAGAUCUCAGAAGAGACCAGCUUGGACCCUCGUCCUCUCCGCAAGAUCAAGCCAAAGCGUGAGCGUCGUGGCACCUUGUGCUAUGCACGAAGGGAACUGAACGAGGAGGCAGAGAGGCUGCGCCCGUACAUUGAGCCCCUCCUCUAUGACAACCACCUGUCCCUCAAGGAGAUCACUUUCGCAGGGAUGCCCGGAAUGAGUUCAGAAUUGUGUCCGAAGUGCUCCCGCUCGGGAAUGCAGAUGUUGCGUCCACUGCUCCUGGCUUUUGUUCGGCUGGCGGUGCUUCACGCACUUCGCACUUCAGAGCUCUCUGGGAGCCUCCCGACGAAGGAGCAGGUUUCUGAAAUCGCCGACUCCGCCGAGCGCUGCGUAAUCCCUAUGGAAGGCGAUACUGGCCUGGGGCUCGUCUGUAAGCACGAUCUCGGCCUCCUCUCCCCUUCCGCUGUGCAGUGUGUCGUUUGCGGCCAACUCUACGGAAGCGCCAUCGACCCCAUGGAAUCUUGCGUGGUGCAAACGCAGCCCUACAAAUGGAUGCGUUAUUUGGAGUCGUCGGAGAUCAAGAUCAAAGUGCCAACGCGAAAGGCAAAUCGUGUCUGCAGAGGACUUAUCCGCAAAGCACCUCGAUAUCGUUGGGACUACUCUCUCUCCUGCAACAGCGAGCUGAGCAACAUGUACCCGGAGGCGCUGCCCCGGGCUUCCUGCUGGAGCUUCCUUCCGCAGGACCCGAGUGACGGCUCGUUGCCAAAGACCUGUCUCACGAACAUCAUCAAUGCAGAGGUCAGAAAGGUUGACAUCGGACAAACGUCUAAGGAGGAGGUGUGGGUAGUGGCUGGCUCCUGA
Molecule: messenger RNA, 4395 nt
Organism: Symbiodinium sp. CCMP2592
Lineage: Eukaryota; Dinophyceae; Suessiales; Symbiodiniaceae
Source: the annotation of a GenBank genome assembly